Molecule: messenger RNA, 3156 nt
Organism: Juglans regia (Persian walnut)
Lineage: Eukaryota; Viridiplantae; Streptophyta; Magnoliopsida; Fagales; Juglandaceae
Exons: 16
Coding region: 105-2597 (830 amino acids)
Biological process (GO): protein phosphorylation
Molecular function (GO): protein kinase activity; ATP binding
Source: RefSeq, a predicted model, not a curated record
ACAAUCCCCAAACACGAUUGCAAAAUUAACCUCAAACGGUAAAGGAAAAUACUGAGCAACUGCAAUCGCCAUUUCCUGUUGAAGAAGCUUAGCUGCUGGUGGCAAUGGCAGCAACAAUUUCCUUAUCUUCGUCGUCGACGCUGGUAUCCGUGCGCUACUCGACGCGAGCGUCCAAAACGACGUCGCAGAGGCGGGGACGCGUCGUUGGCAAUUUGGGGCACUUGGCUCAGGUGGUUCGUAAGGAUAUGGAGUUUCUGAAGAAAGGAAUUAGUCGAGGAGUUGAGUGGGCAAACGAGACUCUUCACGUUCAAAGGGUUUCUAAAACCUUAGACGACUUCUUGUGGCUUCGGUACCUGGAAGAUCCCCACGCUCCUCCUUUACACCCUCGCUCGUGGCCUCAACCUUCAUAUCCAGAACUGUCUGGUGUGGAUUUAUUGUUGGCGGAUCUCAAAGCCUUGGAGGCGUAUGCUGGUUAUCUCUACUAUCUGUCUAAAGCCUGGUCUAAGCCACUCCCUGAAGUCUACGAUCCACAAGAUAUUGCUGACUAUUUCAGUUGCAGACCUCAUAUAGUAGCCUUUCGACUUCUCGAGGUAUUUUUCUCCUUUGCAUCUGCUGCAGUCCAAAUUAGAACUUCUGGGAUCAGAAAGUUCUUAAGACUGAGUUCGUAUAAGGUUAUGGACGGGGACAUGUCACAAUACCAUUUUGGAAUGGUGUUAAAAGAGACAAUGCUAAACCUGGGUCCUGCCUUUAUCAAAGUUGGUCAAUCCCUUUCUACAAGGCCGGAUAUUAUUGGUCCUGAGAUUUCCAAGGCAUUGUCUGAGCUGCAUGAUCAAAUACCUCCUUUCUCCAGGGCUGUGGCUAUGAAAAUUAUUGAGGAAGAAUUAGGUUCCCCUGUGGAAUCAUUCUUUUGCUACAUCUCUAAAGAGCCCGUGGCUGCAGCAUCAUUUGGUCAGGUCUACCGUGGGACUACUGUUGAUGGUUUUACUGUUGCUGUGAAAGUUCAGCGUCCUGAUUUGCUUCAUCUGGUUGUGCGGGAUAUCUAUAUUCUCCGCCUUGCGCUGGGGCUAUUGCACAAAAUAGCAAAGAGAAAAGGUGACCCUCGUCUAUAUGCUGAUGAGCUUGGUAAGGGUUUAGUUGGUGAAUUGGAUUACACAUUAGAGGCUGCAAAUGCUUCAGAGUUUCAGGAAGCUCAUUUGCCAUUUUCAUUCAUUCGUGUGCCCAAAAUGUUUCGGCAUUUAACUCGAAAGAGAGUUCUAACUAUGGAGUGGAUAGUUGGUGAAAGUCCAACUGAUUUACUCUCUGUAUCUACUGGAAACCCUGUUGAUCUUGGCUCACCUUAUUUGGAGAGACAGAAACUUGAGGCCAAAAGGCGUCUUCUUGAUCUGGUUAACAAAGGAGUGGAAGCAUCUCUAGUUCAACUCCUUGAAACAGGCUUACUGCAUGCCGAUCCACAUCCAGGAAACUUGCGUUACACUCCCUCAGGACAAAUAGCGUUUCUGGAUUUUGGUUUACUUUGUCGGAUGGAAAAGAAGCACCAGUUUGCUAUGCUUGCAUCCAUAAUACACAUAGUAAAUGGGGAUUGGGCAUCGCUGGUUCAUGCUCUGACUGAAAUGGAUGUUGUAAGGCCAGGGACUAACAUCCGGCGUGUUACAAUGGAUCUAGAAUAUGCCUUGGGAGAAGUAGAAUUUAAAGAUGGAAUUCCUGACGUGAAAUUCAGCAGGGUUCUGGGUAAAAUCUGGUCGGUCGCCCUCAAAUAUCAUUUUCGCAUGCCUCCAUACUACACACUUCUCUUACGCUCUCUUGCUUCCUUGGAAGGUCUGGCAGUUUCUGGGGAUAAAUCUUUUAAGACAUUUGAAGCAGCAUACCCUUAUGUUGUUCAGAAACUUCUCACAGAUAAUUCAGCUGCAACAAGGAAGAUUCUACACUCGGUGGUUUUAAACAGAAAGAUGGAGUUUCGGUGGCAGAGGCUUGCUCUUUUCUUAAGAGUAGGUGCGACAAGGAAAGGCUUGACUAAGUUGAUAGCAUCUGAUGGUGAGACCUCCUUUGGUUAUGUACCAAAUAGGGUUAAUGCUGAUUUGGAUGUUGCGAACUUGAUCUUGAGGCUUUUAACAUCUAAAGAUGGUGUUGUGCUAAGAAGACUCUUAAUGACUGCAGAUGGAGCUUCACUAAUCCAAGCAAUGGUUUGCAAGGAGGCAAAAUUCUUCCGCCAGCACCUCUGCAGGGUCAUUGCUGGCAUAUUGUACCAAUGGAUGUGCGAAACACUUGGACAACACAUUAAAGUAACCCAGUCUAGUUCCCAAGUCAGAUUAGUCGGUGGACCUGACAACAGAGAGCUAGCUUCAUCUUCCAGAUUGUCCUCACCCAUACGUGAUUAUCAUUCCAUCUUGAGAGAUCGGCGGCUCAAAGUAAUUUUUUUUAAAGUACUCAACUCUACGAGAAGGAGAGACCCAGUAUUGCUCAUGAGGUUCUGUUGGGCUUCUUUUGUAAUGUUCGUCACAGCUUCUGCUCUGGCUUGUCAUCGGCUUCUAGUCUCUCUAUCUGAAACAUAUCUCAGCCCAGUAUCUUUUGCACCCAAGAGAUAUGCGGUCAGCGCAUGACAGGGAGUACAUAUUUUCAAGAUUGAAUGCAACUAUUAUCACCAUUAGUAGACUGUCACCCAUGUGGUAAUUUUAAGAAACAAAGGAUUAUUAGAGCUACACCUUGGAAGAAGGUUGAGAAGAAGAUCAGUAUAUUUGGCUUGAGUUGGUGUGUGGGCCACACUGAUAGCUACCUUAUUUCUCCCAAAUCCUAUGUCCUUGCUGGUAUACGUGCCUCUGGUUAACAACUUUUGAGUUACACUAAUGUUGGUGUCAGGAUCGGCAUUGUAUGCUGUUAGAAGGAUUAUACAAGGUGGGAUGUGUUGAUAAACUGUAUGUAAUAGCUUUCAGCUUGGGCCGAGAAGAAGGGCAGCUGCCUGGGGCUCAUGAUUAUUUUGCCGGUGGUGGUGUAAACAAAUUGUAAUAAGUUUUGCAGUAAUUUCCUGCACUCGGUAAUCUGUUACGAGAAGAAAAUUGUAUUAAAAUUGGUCCGACUCUCUUGUCAAUUCUAUUAGCAAAACAGAAGUACUAUGUCUACACAAGUUUUUAAUAGAAGGUAAGUUACACUUUGCCUUGGUAA